CACCGGCAAAAAUCAAAUCAUAAACUCAUUUCUCCUCCGCCGCUUCUCUCUCCUUUAUCAUUCUCUCCUUCUCUCCCUCGAUUGCAGCAGAGACUCUCUCAUGGAAUCCUCCAGAUCUAGAUCCGUCUUCGUCAACAUCGGACUCAGAGAGCUCAACGGAUUUCGAGUACGGAAGAGACCGUUCUUCCCAGAUUCCGAGCUGACUUGCAGAGAAUUAGCCGGCGUAGCGGUGGAACACGACGGGAUUCGAACUCCGCCGUUGGCUGUUUCGUUUUGUAAGACUAGCCGGAAUUCUCGAUUUUUCGCGGUAUCAGAUGAAGAUGGCCAUGUGAGUUUGUUUAAUUCGAGUAAGAAGUUUGACUCUUCUGCAACUCACCAAGAGAAUACAGAGAAUGCUAGAUUUCGUGACUGGAUUGCUCAUUAUAAUGCUGUGUUUGACAUUUCUUGGAUCAAGGGAGAUAGUUGUCUUCUGACUGCUUCCGGUGAUCAAACUAUUAAAUUGUGGGAUGUAGAGGAGAAUAAGUGUACUGGAGUUCUUAUAGGACACACAGGAACUGUAAAAUCAAUGUGUCCACAUCCAACUAAUUCUGAUCUUCUUGUAUCUGGUUCAAGAGAUGGAUGUUUUGCGCUAUGGGAUUUAAGAUGUAAAAGUAGUUCAUACAAAGAGGAACUCUGUAUCAACUCUACUGACAUGGUUAAAGGAGCUCAUCUAUCCCCUCUUUCAAAGAGAAUCAGACGUCGCAAGGCUGCUUCGUCAAGCAUUACCUCUGUGCUUUAUCUCAAGGACGAGAUCACAAUUGCCACUGCUGGAGCACCUGACAGUGCCUUGAAAUUUUGGGAUACAAGGAAGCUGAAAGUUCCUAUUGCUCAAGCAUCUCCACAGUCAGACCCAACAAACACUAAGGAAAACAGAUCACAUGGUAUAGUAUCCUUGUCACAGGACUCAAGUGGAACCCUUCUCACAGCUUCAUGCAAGGACAAUAGAAUCUAUCUAUACAACACGCGGCAGCUUGACAAAGGGCCUGUACAAUCUUUUUCUGGCUGCCGAAUAGAUUCUUUCUUCGUAAGGACAAUGAUUAGUCCUGAUGGUGAAUAUAUUUUGAGUGGUUCAAGUGAUGGAAACGCUUACAUAUGGCAGGUCAACAAGCCUCACGUAGAUCCUACACUCUUAAAAGGCCACGACUUUGAAGUUACUGCAGUAGAUUGGUCUCCAUCAGAGAUUGGGAAAGUUGCAACAGCUUCAGAUGAUUUCACAGUACGAUUGUGGAACAUAGAGAACAACCGCUGUUCAGACGCAAACUCAUCAGCGUCUCCGUCUAGAGUCAAACGCAGAGUAACCGCAUUGUCAAAUAGUGAAGCCAAAGAAAUACUUGAGAUGAACAGAGAAGCUGAGAGUCCCCAAAAGCAUUCACCAUUAUCAUCAUCAUCAUCAGAUGAUUAUAUUAAUAAUCAGUCAAUGCCUAUCAUCGGAACUCCAGAGUCUCAGAAGAAGAAAACAUCAUUAUCAUCAUCAUUAUCAUUAUCAUCAUCAUUAUCAUUAUCAUCACCAUCAUCAGAAGAAGGAGAAGAUGUAAUAUGCGAGAGAACACCAGAAACCACAUUCAACAGUCCAUCCUCUGUACUAAACCCUCCUUCCUCAGUCAAAAGGCGAACCAUUAGAGAUUAUUUUCUUGUCAGUCCCUAACCUUAGUCUCUCCUUUAAUACUCUUUUCCGAAGUCUAUUGUACAGAAAUUGUAAGCCUUAGAAUCAGAUUGACAUCUGAAAGUUUUGCAUCAAGUAUAUCAGAAAGUGUUAAAAUA
This is a messenger RNA of Capsella rubella, 1800 nucleotides long. RefSeq names its product denticleless protein homolog. Bases 101 to 1684 code for a protein of 527 amino acids. The record is from RefSeq and is a predicted model, not a curated record. The transcript has 16 exons. NCBI's taxonomy places the organism in Eukaryota, Viridiplantae, Streptophyta, Magnoliopsida, Brassicales, Brassicaceae. Gene Ontology annotation, biological process: proteasome-mediated ubiquitin-dependent protein catabolic process. Gene Ontology annotation, cellular component: nucleus. Gene Ontology annotation, molecular function: protein binding; protein-macromolecule adaptor activity.